AUGAAUUCCGUGCAAGGACCAGUUGUGUGCCCUUCUGUCCGUGCCAAGCAAGUAGGGUUCUGUAGCAUUCCGAUGAUUGGGGCGGUGAAAAUGAAUGUUAGACGCAUUAGAAGUGAAUUUUGGGGUCUCAGUGGCGUUAAGGCUAAACCCGGUUUUCUUUCUUGCCGUAUAAACGCGCCACAAUGUGUUAUGGACGCACUUGGAAUCAGGUCCUACCUGCAUGAUCGUAGCUUGAUGCAAUAUGCAGAUAAGAUGGAGGACUGUGGAAAAAAUCUGUCAGAGCUUAUCAAUUUAAGCACCACAGAUCUUUCUACUCAGUUUGAAAUGAAGAGCGGCCACACUGCACGUUUUGUAAACAGAAGAAUAAGUGGUGAUUCUUUCAAAUUGCAUGCACUUGUUGCUAGAAGAAAAAGUAGCAUAAUGAUGCAUAGAGACGAUAACAUUCCCAAAAGUUUUGGAUCUAAUAGCUCUAACAGCUUGACAAGAUCACACAUAAGAAGUAAUGCUGCUUCUGAUGCACUUGAACAGUCAAUGGCUGAAAUGAAGAUUAAAGAAGGAUAUGUCUUUAAGGGUAUUGUAGCGGCUGAAUGA
This is a messenger RNA of Sphenostylis stenocarpa, 591 nucleotides long. The record is from the annotation of a GenBank genome assembly. NCBI's taxonomy places the organism in Eukaryota, Viridiplantae, Streptophyta, Magnoliopsida, Fabales, Fabaceae.